This is a messenger RNA of Exophiala mesophila, 1667 nucleotides long. RefSeq names its product rRNA 2'-O-methyltransferase fibrillarin. Gene Ontology annotation, cellular component: box C/D methylation guide snoRNP complex; nucleolus; small-subunit processome. The record is from RefSeq and is a predicted model, not a curated record. Gene Ontology annotation, molecular function: histone H2AQ104 methyltransferase activity; RNA binding; rRNA methyltransferase activity. Bases 151 to 1131 code for a protein of 326 amino acids. Gene Ontology annotation, biological process: rRNA methylation; box C/D sno(s)RNA 3'-end processing. NCBI's taxonomy places the organism in Eukaryota, Fungi, Ascomycota, Eurotiomycetes, Chaetothyriales, Herpotrichiellaceae. The transcript has 4 exons.
AAAAAAAGUUGCCUCACAACCAACAUCAUUUUCUCCUCAACAUCGCAUCCUAUCCGUCAUCCAGCGAUCUUUAUAAACUACAAUCAUUCUCACGCAACCGAAAUAAUCUCACCCACCGAGUCCCAUAACACCAAAACAAUAUUUUAAGAGAUGGCGUUUGGCGGUCCGCCGAGAGGUCGAGGUGGCGGUGGUGGCCGCGGAGGUUUCGCACCUCGUGGUGGUGAUAGAGGUGGUCGAGGCGGUGGACGAGGAGGUGGCAUGAGAGGUGGCCGAGGAGGUCCUCCAGGACGAGGCGGCAGAGGCGGUGGAAGAGGUGGACCCCCUGGACGGGGUGGUCGUGGCGGUGGUCGUGGCGGAAAGCCGGGCAUCAAAGGUGGUGCGAAGGUUGUCAUUGAACCCCAUCGCCAUCCCGGUGUCUUCGUCGCUCGCGGCGGCAAGGAAGAUCUCCUCGUGACCAAGAAUCUGACCCCAGGCGAGUCCGUCUACGGCGAGAAGCGCAUCAGCGUCGACAGCCCCGGCAACCCCGCCCUCAGUGGUGACGCCAACGAGGCCACUCCAGCUCUCAAGACAGAAUACCGUGUGUGGAAUCCUUUCAGAUCCAAGCUUGCUGCGGGUAUCCUGGGUGGGUUGGAAGAUAUCUACAUCCGACCAGGUGCCAGCGUCCUGUACCUCGGUGCGGCCUCCGGUACCAGUGUGUCGCAUGUAGCUGAUAUCGUUGGUCCCACUGGUCGAGUGUACGCCGUUGAAUUUUCCCACCGAUCUGGCCGUGAUCUCAUCACCAUGGCGACACACCGCACCAACGUCAUCCCCAUCAUUGAAGACGCCCGCCACCCUCUUCGCUACCGCAUGCUUGUUGGCAUGGUCGAUGUCAUCUUUGCCGAUGUUGCUCAACCGGAUCAGGCUCGUAUUGUCGGACUGAAUGCCCAUCUGUUCCUCAAGGUCGACGGUGGUGUUCUGGUGUCCAUCAAGGCCAACUGUAUCGACUCAACGGCCAAGCCUGAAGUCGUGUUCGCCAACGAGGUCAAGAAGAUGAGAGAAGAGAGAAUCAAGCCUAAAGAACAAUUGACGCUAGAACCCUUCGAGCGAGACCACUGCGUCGUUGCUGGUAUCUACAAGCACAGUACCGAUUGAAUGUAAAGCAAAUGGAACGAUCAACGACGACAGGAUACACGGAAGUCUGGCUCUAUCGUAUGGGAGAGACCACUGCCCCCACAUUUGCCAUUAGUUCAUUACACGGCAAAGCCAUGCCUCGAUGAUGUACAACAGUUAUCAACCGGUGACGGCUUGUGUCAACAUUUGGGGGCACGAGAGCUAGAACCGCUGAGGCAGAUCCAUCUUCUCACCCAGGCGCGUCUCGAAUGCAAAAAAAGGACGGUCGGUGUUCAUGUGGCGUUCAACUUGUUGGCAAGCUUUGACCGAACCGGAUGUGGAUAUCGGGAUUCGGGACAGCUGGGAUUGGAGUUUGUCUCUCGGGCUUAUGCAGCGAAUUUCUAAUGCGUCAAAUACUCCUUUAAGUGUCUUUUUUUUCGAUAAAGAAAAAAAAGGCAUGGCUCCUGUACUAUCAUGAGACCUUGACAUGUAAAGAGUUCGUCUUUGAUGCUAGGCCCUUGAGUAGAGGAAUGAGAAAUAUUAUGAUUCAGAUACUCAAUUCGUGAAUGCAUGAACUU